AAGCGGUCAGUCGCGGUCGCCAUUUUGUCGGGUAGUCAUCGGGUACGUCGUGUUUCUUUCGGGUUGCUACACUUUUUGGAACAAGCGCCGCCGAAAAAUUUGGGGCCUGGCACGUUCGUUCGUUCCCCCAAAUGGCUUGUCUGAACACCCUCAAGCAGGAGAUAAAAACUCUUGAGUCCGUCUUCCCAAAGAGCCAUGAGAGAUUUCAGAUAAUGUCUGCGAGUGUGGACGAACUCAGCUGCAGGUUCGUCGGUAAAAAUGGGAAGAAAUACGAAAUACACGCCAAUAUUACAGAAACCUAUCCCUCAACGCCACCAGUCUGGUUUGCAGAAUCUGAGGAGACAAGUGUUACAAAUGCGGUACAAAUUUUAAGUACUACCACAGGCCGUGACAACCACGUCAUUAAUCAAGUUGGGAUUCUCUUGAAAGAAUUAUGUAGACUUCACUCAUUGCCUGAACCACCUGAUGUUGAAAGGUUAAGGACAGCCUUGGAUCCGUUACGUUUAGGAGGAUCAAAUGAAGCUACGGCACAAAGGAUGGAAGCUGAAGAUGCGGAAGAUAUUGAUGAUGACGAAGAGAGUGAUGCAGAGGAAGACCUUCAUUUAGACAUGGACGAGGGGGAUGCCAAUGCGAAGAGUAAGGGUGAAGAAAUAGAAUUGGAACAUCUUGCAACGCUAGAAAGGUUGAGGCAAAAUCAAAGACAAGAUUACUUAAAAGGAUCUGUCUGUGGCAGUGUGCAAGCCACAGACAGGCUUAUGAAAGAAUUGCGCGACAUUUAUCGAAGUGACAGUUUCAAAAAAGGAAUGUACAGCAUAGAAUUAGUAAAUGACAGUUUGUAUGAAUGGAAUGUCAGGCUGAUGUGUGUUGAUCCUGAUUCACCUUUACACAGCGAUCUCAUACUUCUAAAAGAAAAAGAAGGCAAAGACAGUAUUCUCCUUAACAUGCUUUUUAAGGAAACUUACCCAUUCGAACCUCCAUUUGUCAGAGUUGUGCAUCCCAUGAUCUCUGGCGGUUACGUCCUUAUAGGAGGCGCGAUUUGUAUGGAACUCUUGACGAAACAAGGUUGGAGUUCAGCCUACACAGUGGAAGCAGUCAUCAUGCAGAUUUCAGCAACACUAGUGAAGGGUAAAGCACGCAUACAGUUUCAAGGACCAGGUAGUGCUAGCAAAGUGUGUGGACAAGGUCAAUACAGUCUAGCACGUGCACAACAGUCAUUCAAGUCUCUUGUACAAAUACAUGAAAAAAAUGGUUGGUUUACCCCUCCAAAAGAGGAUGGCUAAUGAACAUGAAUCACGGAGAAAAGGAAAGUUUGACGCGUGCUUACGGCUGAGACUUUAAUUCGGUGUGUGCCCAACAAAUAAUUGUUACGAUAAUGAUUUGAUACACGAAACACAACAUUAACUAGGUGGUAACUUAAGAUACUGAAUUAAUCUAACGCGUAAUUCCUUUUGAUGGCUGAAAAAAAGGCUGCCGCGCAAACAGUGAAGUGUUUGAUUCUGUAUGCAUAGAUUUUUCAGUAAUUAGUGAUUAGAUCGCCAAUCGCAUUUGUGAAUGUGAGAUAUAAUCAUUUUUAUCUGGAAUUGAUUCUUAUGUUUUGGAAUUAUCUAAGGAUAAUCAAUUCCAAAUAACAUUAAUUUUAGUUCUCUUUUUGUGAGUACACAUUGUUGUACGUACGUACGAAACAAGUGUAAACAUUCUGUGAAAAUGCGUUUGCGCAAUCCGUGCUUCCUUUCUUCCAACAAGAGGGAAACACGACGGUUAGCAACUUAGAUAGUUAUAUUGACAAUUUUUCUAAGUGU
Molecule: messenger RNA, 1799 nt
Organism: Heterotrigona itama
Lineage: Eukaryota; Metazoa; Arthropoda; Insecta; Hymenoptera; Apidae
Source: the annotation of a GenBank genome assembly